Dendroctonus ponderosae (mountain pine beetle) is the source of this 1976-nucleotide messenger RNA. RefSeq lists its product as uncharacterized. Gene Ontology annotation, molecular function: guanyl-nucleotide exchange factor activity; protein binding. Gene Ontology annotation, cellular component: plasma membrane; nucleus. The record is from RefSeq and is a predicted model, not a curated record. Lineage: Eukaryota; Metazoa; Arthropoda; Insecta; Coleoptera; Curculionidae. Gene Ontology annotation, biological process: signal transduction.
AAACCCACCACUACUCCAGAGGAGAGCCGAAAGCGCACCAUUUACCAACUAAUCAGCAAAGAACAGCAGUAUGCCACCUGCCUGCAGUUCGCCAUCACCAGAUUCGUAUCCGCAUUGGCAGAGAGGCGGGACUUGCUGACCGCUUCCGAGCAUAAAGUGUUGUUCCAAAACUCCGAAGAGAUACUGCGGAUAACUGAAGAUAUCUUGGACCAUCUGGUGCAUGAGGAUGGGGAAAUGGAUGCGAGCAUACUGAGCAGAGUCUAUCGGUGCAAACUGCACGAAAUUACUUCGGCCUAUAAAAGAUACUGUUCGGGGAUUAAGAAGGCUGAUUGCGUCCUGGCCAAUAAGAUGAAGAACAGCAAUUCGGAUUUUGUCAAGUUCAUCCAGUGCCCGGCCAUUCCCAGAAGGCGACCGGACCUUACCACUUUCAUCCACAAGCCCUUGGAGCAUUAUCGCGAAGCGCUAAAGAUUCUCAUGGCCAUCCAGGGCCACACGCCACCAAAACACGAGGAUUUUUCCGCGAUUGGUCAGAUUGUCCAUGAAAUGCAGGUGACCUACAGGGAAAUUACUUCGGAAGGAGGGCUGAUGGAGCCCUGCGGGGAAGGCCGCCCGUUACUCUCGGUCCAGGACCUGGAAAAUCGCCUGGUUUUCACCAAAUGCAAGCCCUUUGUGCUCAACAAACCAGGACGCCAGUGGAUUUUUGGGGGCGACUUGGGGCGAGUAGAAGGCCGGAACGUCCGCCAAUACUGGACCUUGCUCUUCAGUGACCUCAUCCUAUUCGCCAGAGCCUCUAGGGAUCGGGUUCUAUUUAUCACCGAAGAUCCGCUUCCUCUAGCUCAUGUUACUGAUAUUGUUUUCAACGUUAGGAAAAAGGAUACGGAGUUUAGAAUAUGCACCAAUUCGGAUGCCAAAAGGCAGGCCACCAGUCCCACCAUCCACUGCGGCCCCGAUCUGAGUCGGACCCCGAAGAAGAGCUCCUGCAGAAAAACUGUGAUUUUGCGCGCGCCCACCAUGGAGCUCAAGGCGGUCUGGCAAAAUUUACUGCAGAGGCAAAUCCUCCACCUAAAUGCCGGUUUGGAUGGAAGCGCACUUAGUUCCCCCAUGGAAUCGCCGGAGGUUCCCAUCAACUCUUCGGUGGGCACUUUGCAGUCGGUUGAAACGAGCUCCAUGCGACGUCAGGUGCGUCUACUACAUGGCAAUAUGGCCUUUUUUCACCCCUCGGCAACAUAUCCAAAUGAACACAAUCCCCAUGAACCCCCAUCCCCCCAGAACAUCAACACGUCCUGUCGGGUGCGAGUCUCUUCGGAUGAAGUUGAAAGCGUCUUCAGCGGGCAUGAGGAUCUGGCCUCGUCUGAGGUCCUGUUGGAGGCCUUUGAAGAGAUCCAGCUGGGGGAGGAAGCCAGCUCCCAUCGCUCCCCAAUCGUUUCCACUAAUUCCACGGCGUUUCUCUCCUCGGGCAAGGGUUCUGUUGCCACCUCCACUAGGCCAGUUUGGUCCAAUAAGAGCUCGGAGACUCCCAGCACUUUGGACUCUUCGUCCUUCUACAACCGAAGCCCUGUUGAUGAGGUGUUUGAUUCGGGUGAUCUUCCCAAGUUGUCUUUGGGCCAACCAGCGAGUCCCAGUGCGAUUUUGACUCCCAGCAGCGAAGUCUCUGACCAAUCAGGCAGCAGCUACGACUUGCGGGACGACUUUUGGGACGUGAGUCAGUUUGAUUACGAUUUGAGCAGUUUGAAUAUCGAUGGCAUGUCCCAGCUGAGUGGCAAUUUUAAUUUUUGAUGCGCGCUCAAAAAUAGUUCUCGUCUGCAAUAAUUCCCAGCCUGAACUAGUGAUUGGUUGCCCCUCCUUUCCAAGUUCCGGCUCCCUGCCUUUCCAUGGCCAGCCCCUCCUAGAGACUACAUAGCUGAUAUUGUUAAUAAUUUUUUUAUUCGAAUGAAUCAAAAAGUGCCUUUUUGCGAACAGAAGCGAUGAUAAAAAAG